This is a messenger RNA of Austrofundulus limnaeus, 2299 nucleotides long. Its product is annotated as poly(rC)-binding protein 2. NCBI's taxonomy places the organism in Eukaryota, Metazoa, Chordata, Actinopteri, Cyprinodontiformes, Rivulidae. Gene Ontology annotation, molecular function: RNA binding. The transcript is spliced from 13 exons. The coding region runs from base 215 to 1189 and encodes 324 amino acids. The record is from RefSeq and is a predicted model, not a curated record.
UAGUUUUUUCCUGCAGAAGAAGAGAAGAGUGGAGUCCGAGCAAACAGCGGCGUCUCUUCCCUCUUCCCCGGAUCCUUCAAAACUCCCUCCCGAACCUCUCCCCUUCCACCCUAUCCACCCCCUGAACAUACCCCAGAGCACGGUUCGGACAUCUCAGCCAGAAACCAAAAAAGCUCCUCUUGUUGGCCAGUGUGUGGACUGAACAGCAACAAACAUGGAAUCAAGUCUGGUUGAAGGAGGACUUAAUGUCACCUUAACCAUCAGGUUACUCAUGCAUGGGAAGGAGGUUGGAAGCAUAAUCGGCAAGAAAGGAGAGUCGGUGAAAAAGAUGAGAGAAGAGAGUGGUGCUCGCAUCAAUAUCUCAGAGGGGAACUGUCCAGAGAGGAUCAUAACCCUGGCGGGACCCACCACCUCCAUUUUUAAAGCCUUCUCCAUGAUCAUUGAGAAACUGGAGGAGGACAUCAGCAACUCAAUGACUAACAGCACGGCCACCAGCAAACCGCCAGUCACCAUGCGUCUCGUUGUGCCUGCCAGCCAGUGCGGCUCGCUCAUUGGCAAAGGUGGCUGUAAGAUCAAAGAAAUCAGAGAGUCAGCAGGAGCUCAGGUACAAGUAGCAGGGGACAUGCUGCCCAACUCAACAGAGCGUGCCAUCACCAUUGCAGGGACCCCUCAGUCCAUUAUUGAGUGUGUCAAGCAGAUCUGUGUCGUCAUGCUGGAGUCUCCACCGAAAGGAGUGACCAUCCCAUACAGGCCCAAACCCUCCGGCUCUCCGGUCAUCUUUGCAGGUGGUCAGGCUUACGCUGUCCAAGGGCAGCACGCCAUUCCACAGCCUGAUGUAAGUGAAGGGCCUUCUCUCACCAAACUUCACCAGCUGGCCAUGCAACAGGGCCCCUUCCCCAUUGCACACGGUAACCAGGGCUUCCAGGCUGGAAUGGAUGCCUCUGCACAAACUGGCUCUCAUGAGCUGACCAUUCCAAAUGAUCUCAUCGGCUGCAUCAUUGGUCGUCAGGGUGCAAAGAUCAACGAGAUCCGUCAGAUGUCAGGGGCUCAGAUCAAGAUUGCCAACCCGGUAGAAGGCUCGACUGACAGACAGGUUACCAUCACUGGCUCCCACGCCAGCAUCAGCCUGGCUGAGUACCUGAUCAAUGCUCGGCUGUCUUCUGAAGCCACUGGACUCGCAGCCAACUGACAUGGAGCAUCUUCAUCAGCAUCUAAUACAACCCCUCCCCCUAAUUUUUACCAAGAGGUCCCUUAUUGAACUUAAUGCAAAAACCAAGUACUAUAAACUCACUGUUUUCUCCUGUUUUGGUUAGACACCUACUCAGUUGUAAUUAUGCCAUCGCCACAAUAAUUGUAUUUUAUUUAUUUAUUAUGUUUUAAAUUCUGUUGGCAUAUAGUUUUCAAAGACUUUCUUCAGUUGUAUUUUUCCUUUUUAUUUUUGCUGUAUAUCUUGUAUGAUUAUCUUGAUAUACUGAAAAAAAAAGUUUUAGGAAAAUCUGAAAAGGCAUAAAUUAUGUUUUUCUUAUGUCAGAUUUUUCUUAGAAAAUGUUAAAAUGAAGAAAAAAAUAAUAUAGAUGGACUGUUCUCUCCCUUCCUUUUAAAUAUCUAUUUAUUUUUAUUUAAUACGCAGUACCUUGUACAAGUAGAAUACAAUUUUUGCUAUUUGAAGCUGUACUUCCUGAUCGAGGCAUUGUGGGUUUAACGGGUUUUAGUGCGUGAAAAAGAGCUAAACUUGUAUUCAGGACAAACUUUGAAGGUAACUUCUCAUUUUAAGCUACGUCACAUCUCACCUCUAACUUGCCGAGUAAUGGUUUUGUGUCAUUCCUGUGUUUCCAUCUGUUUUAUUCGUCUAUCGGGACUUUUUGAGCAUCAUUGUGUACUGAAUUGUGAGGAAGGUGGGUGGACCGUGGCCACAAGAUGUGGAGCUGAAAGCAAAUUACAAAGACCAGAAUGAUGACGAUGAUGACGUUCAAAUGUUUGUUUUAAAUAGAGAAAAUAUUUUUUUUAACUGCAGGGCUGGGGAAUGCUGCAAGGGGCAAAACUAAAAGGCAUACUGGUCUUUAUAAGUAUAUUAUGCUGAAGUAUUAAAUUAUGAUUAACUAGAAGGAGAAUUAUAGAAUUAACACUAGUUUCCUGCUAAUCCUUUUUUGCCUGGGUCAGAUUUUAUUUUUAUUUUUUAUUCUUUGCAGGAUGAAGAAACUCACGUUUUUUGUGCACGUUUUCAAACUAUUGUAGAUCUGGGUGCAAUUAAAUUGUUGAUGAAAUGAAAUGCAGAAAUAAAAGAUGUGAAAUGCUAAAA